Molecule: messenger RNA, 3993 nt
Organism: Rhizoctonia solani
Lineage: Eukaryota; Fungi; Basidiomycota; Agaricomycetes; Cantharellales; Ceratobasidiaceae
Product: paladin
Exons: 36
Coding region: 1-3993 (1330 amino acids)
Source: RefSeq, a predicted model, not a curated record
AUGUCGACGCCUCCAGGCCAACGUAGACCGUACUUGGGUGGUCCCCAUCUGUACCAUCUUACCUCGAGUCCUGCGUUUGCGGCUGGAAGAAAUAGAAACGCGAGCUCUGGCGCCUUGCUCCUGAGCUCCCGUAAACCUACAACACCUGCCCUGGAUGCGGGACUAUUAGAUAAUUCCCCCACUCUAAUCAGGGCAACAGCUACUGUAGUCAAGACCAGAGGCGGAACUGUUUUGAGCCGUGGUUGUAUUUUGAAGACAGACCAUUAUCCCACUGGGCGCGCAUUGGAUUUGGACAUCAAUCUACAAGGGGCGCCCAACUUUAGAGCUCCUCGUGGUGCCGCAGCAGCGCUCAAUGUCUAUGGAGCGGCGCAACCUCGGGUUGGAGGGUUACGGGCUAUCCUCUCAAUCUUGGGUUGUAACCCUCCCAAGUCCUCAUCCGGCUCUCCAGGUAUCUCGCCAUUGGCAAGGGCAAGCAGACUACCCAACAAAGUUGGCUGUGUUUGGUUCUCGACACGCGAAGAACCCGUGAUUUACAUUGCUGGGCGGCCCUAUGUCCUUCGCGAGGCUUCGGACCCGAAAACGGCACUUCAGCUCUCCGAUAGGGCCUCCAAUAUUGAAGCUAUCGAGGAUCGCCUCAAAGCAGAUAUUUUAACUGAAUCUCAGAGGUUUGGUGGUUUGGUGCUCACGCACGUUGAAGGCGAUAACGAGUCGCUUAUGCCAACUUGGACCUCGGUCGAUGUCAAUAGCGUAAAAACCCCUCGUGAGGUAUGGGAGGAGGCAAAGGAAGAAGGAUGGAACGUCGAGUAUCACCGCAUUCCUAUUACUCCUGACCGAGCGAUCGAGGACAAUUACUUGGAUGCCUACCUAAAUGUUAUAAAGUCUGUGGACCCCCUAGAAACUGCCCUAGUAUUUCACUGCGGAAUGGGUGCUGUGCGAACUACCUUCGCCAUGGUGUCCGCAUGCUUGAUUCGUCGCAAACAACUCAUCGCUCGAGGAUUCCCAGACCCUUUUGCGAAGGUAGUACCAUCUGCCCAUGAGUCGGGGGUCGCAACAGUAGGCGGCGGUAGCCCUUCAGCAAGUCGAGACCCAACAGAACUGAGCAAAUCGUUGCUACGCUUGACCUAUUUGCUUCAACAAAGUUUGCCUAGCGCCACUACUCACUCUGCAAUCGAACUUCUUCUCGCGCAACCAACCUUGAUGGACAAUUUACGCAAAGCCCACAUGGGGAACUAUGGCCUGGUUCUCUCGCUCCUUGGGUGUUUAGAAGAUGGACUUCAUGUAAAGAAGUUGGCUGAUAGAGUGAUUGAUAGCUGCGAUCAUGUGGCAAACCUCCGCGAGGAAAUCCUUGCACAUCGAGUAGAUUAUUCCGUAACGAGCAUGGAUGACAAAGGUCGUAGUGCGCACAUCCUCAAGGCCAAGCGCGCCAUGGAGAAGUAUUAUUUCACGAUUGCGCUUGCUGGUUAUGUCGAAGAGAGUGAAAACUUUAGCGAGUCUUUCCAGAAAUGGAUGGAGACCGAGAUAUGGAACCAAGUUAGAUUUAUGCGCAAAGCCGGGCUCCGUCUUAAUGUAUUCGCACCCGUAGCAGACCUUUCCGUGAUUUCCAAGGGCGAGAGUGUCCAGGCUCCUCAGCUAGCUGGCGGUCGCGUCUUGGGAGAUGAGUGGACCGACCAUGUUGUGAAGAACCGAAGCGGAAUUAUAUUGCGAGAAGGCAUGCUUCUUAAAUCAGAUCAAUGGAAGUCCGAAGGGCGCAACGCAGGCGCUGAGAGUCUGCGUGGAGCUACUAACUUUAGAAACAUUCCUGGAACCAAUAUCUACGCACUAGGCCAACCCAACGAAGAGGCAAUCGGAGCUGUGGUCCGCCGAGUCAAAGAAGAAUACCCGAACGUUAACAAGGUUGCGUGGAUUAACCUUCGAGAAGAACCGAUCAUCUAUGUAAACGGUGUCGCACACUGCCUUCGAAGGGAGAACUAUUCUCUGAGAAACAUGAAGGACUAUGGUGGGAUUUCUGCCGGCCGACUGGAGAUACUCGAAGAUCGUCUCAAGAACGAUGUCAUUGCUGAAGUCAACUCUUUCCAAGGCCGGAUUUUACUGCACGCAGAGAAUACAGACGGCAGUGUCGUGCCAGUCUGGGACGAGGCCGAUCCUAAGGAUAUCGCGGUACCCAAAGAAGUCAUGUCAGCCCAGAUCGAAAAUGUCGAGAUCGCAUACACCCGCAUUCCGAUUACGUCGGAGCGCCCACCCGAUUUUACCGACAUUGAAGCUCUUGCCGACGUAGUCAUUCGUACCGAUUCUGAAAGGACUCCGAUUGUGCUGAAUUGUCAGCUUGGCCGGGGUCGUAGUACUGUCGCCGCGAUUGUUGUGCUUUUGCUCCAAGAAUGGCUGAAAAGUGGACGCGGUAGGGCGCACGCGCGCACACCAAGGCGCGGUACGAGUAUGCUUUCUGUUCCAAGCCGAGAGCGAGAUCGCGACGUUUUGGAGCCUACGCCCAGGCUUUCGUAUCAAAUCAUCAACAACCUCCUGCGCGUGAUUCGGCGUGGCCCAGAUGUAAAACGAAUAGUAGAUGACGCUAUUGAUCAAUGUGACCAAUUCAUGAAUCUUCGUGAAUCCAUCGAAGACGCCCGGCUUCGUGCUGAAGGUUCAACGGACGAGCAGCAGAAGAAACGAUUUAUCCAAAUAGGACUUCACGGUCUCCGCAAGUAUUUUGAGUUAAUCGUUUUCCAGAACUUCCUUAUGGAGAACGAUCCUGACACGGUACAAACAUUUGCCUCGUUCGAAGAGUUUGUCAAGUCACGGCCCGUCAUUGCCACUUUUGAGAACGAGCUCCGGGUUGAAGGUGCCAAGGCGCUGAAGCCGUUGGAGCGAUCCGAGCGCGAAGAUGUAGCCUUUGCUGAUGACAUCCAAUACGUUGUUGCGAAUCGUUCAGGAAGCGUCCUCUCUGCUUCUACUAUCCUUAAGAGCGAUUUCUUCUCUAACCUGCAGAAGAUGUCUUUGCCCGAGCGCAUUGAUGGCGCCGCCAACUUCCGUAGGAAUCCUUUAACAUUACCCUUGGCGAAUCAAGGAUCAAAUGGUAAAUUUGUCUGCGGUAGCGGUAUGCCCACUGUCAAUGGGCUUCGUCGUGCACUUGCUCGAGUCGAUGCGGCUCCUGGAGGGAAGAAUACCGUCUUCUGGACAUCUCUACGAGAGGAGCCGGUUUUCCACUGGUAUUACUACCGACGUCGUCGAGUCCAUGGAAGUCAACCUGAAGAAGGACAUCAACGAGAGAUGAUUCAAUUCGACGGACGUGUCUUGCUUCACGACGAAGUCGAAACGCAGCCAGGCUCCUUCGAUAUCACUGCACAGUGGGAGCCUGUCACGAUGCAAGAUAUUAUGACUCCAAGAGAUGUUUUCCGGUUGGUCAUAGAAGAAGGGUAUAAAGUUGACUACGCUCGUCUAGCCAUCACCGACGAACAAGCACCACUUCCGGAUGCUCUGGACCAACUGGUUCAUCGAGUUGAAGCUGGCUUGAAAGUCGCUGGAGACCUAGGGUAUGCUAUAGUUGGCCUUAAGCUCUGCGAUGUCACAGUCGCCUUGGAAAACGAGGAUGAAUCCACGUAUGCAACAACGCACUACGACUCUGUCGAUGGAAGUUAUGAAGAGGAGGCUUAUUUGCGAGGAGAAUACAAGAUCAUUCUCCAGCUCGUCGGCGUCUUGUCGUAUGGCAAAGUGGCCAAACGAGUUACGGACAAAGCAAUCGACGCAAUGGCAGACGUCCAGAAUUUGAGGAAGGCUAUCUUUGACUACAAACUGAAGGUCGAUGCGAGUGACGCUGGGUCCCAGAAGCAAAAGAAGCUCAUGGAUCUUGGUGUUAAUUAUUUGUAUCGAUAUGGCACCUUGAUCGUGCUCGCCAACUACUUAAUCGAGAGGCAAAAGCAUAGUAUCGACUCAUCAUUCCCCGCAUGGCUCAAAGAGCACCGGGAAAUUACUAGACUGCUUGGUCGCAGGAGCCUUGACUAG